Messenger RNA from Phaethon lepturus (White-tailed tropicbird), 541 nucleotides. RefSeq names its product coiled-coil domain containing 85B (gene CCDC85B). NCBI's taxonomy places the organism in Eukaryota, Metazoa, Chordata, Aves, Phaethontiformes, Phaethontidae. The record is from RefSeq and is a predicted model, not a curated record. The transcript has 2 exons. Gene Ontology annotation, cellular component: apical junction complex. The annotation marks the transcript as partial.
AUGGCAAAAAAUUCCCUGGAAGGGUCUAAAGAAGACCUGAGCAAAAUUUCGGAAGAGGAGAUGUUGAGGUGGAGCAAGGAAGAGCUGGUGAAAAGACUGAGGAAAGUGGAGAAUGAAAAGAUGAACUUAAUGGUGGAACACGGCAACUUAAUGAAGGACGUGAACCGGCGGCUGCAGCUCCACCUGCACGAGAUCCGCGGGCUGAAGGAGGUGAACCAGAAGUUGCAGGACGACAACCAGGAGCUGAGGGAACUCUGCUGCUUCUUGGACGACGACCGGCAGAAAGGCAAGAAGCUGUCGAGGGAAUGGCAGGGCUUCGGGAGGGACACGGCCAGGGGGAACCUCAACGGCGGCUCGGCCACCAGGGACGUGGGGGACGGGAGCAGCACCUCCAGCACGGGCAGCGCGGGCAGCCCCGACCACCAUCACCACCACCUCCACCACCACAAGGCCGGCGACAGCAAGGCCGGUGCCAUGCGGAGGUCCAUGGACGACCUGUCCGCGCCCCUUCACCACCGGAGCAUCCCCAACGGCCUCAAUG